Messenger RNA from Trachymyrmex cornetzi, 544 nucleotides. RefSeq lists its product as uncharacterized. The annotation marks the transcript as partial. The transcript is spliced from 2 exons. NCBI's taxonomy places the organism in Eukaryota, Metazoa, Arthropoda, Insecta, Hymenoptera, Formicidae. The record is from RefSeq and is a predicted model, not a curated record.
AUGUUCGCAGUUGUCACUGCUAGGAAUAAUAAUAAAAUCGCUAAACUCAACAUAGAGGACAUUUUAGUCAUUCAACAACUUUAUGGAAUUAAAAAUCCAAAACCAACAACACAACCACACAACCACCAACUACUGAAAUUACAACAAAUACACCCACAUAUAAAUGAUGCAAAAUACGAUGGACCACACGUACUAAACAGUUACAUGGAUUUCCUUCCGGAUAAUUUCUCCUUAUCAGCAGCAUAUCAAAGGCCUUCAGGUGAACUAGUACUGUUUAUACACGAUGUAAUUUACAUGGUUGAGUAUCCCAGUUUCAAAUUGAAAGAAAGCUGUCCAAAACGUCUCUCAAGUCUAGGAUUUCCCCCGAACAUUUUCAUCAAUACCGUAGUAAAUACUAACAGAGGACAAACCUAUGUGAUCUUCAAUAAUAACGAUGUGGCGCAAAUAGAUGAAUGCAAUAUGAGUGUUCGUUCAUAUCACUCGUUACAAGCGGUAUUCCCGGGAAUACCGUCAGCUCCCACCUUAGCCUUCCGAUAUAUGGACG